Molecule: messenger RNA, 4366 nt
Organism: Hyaloscypha bicolor E
Lineage: Eukaryota; Fungi; Ascomycota; Leotiomycetes; Helotiales; Hyaloscyphaceae
Exons: 4
Coding region: 149-4114 (1321 amino acids)
Biological process (GO): intracellular calcium ion homeostasis
Cellular component (GO): endoplasmic reticulum membrane
Molecular function (GO): P-type ion transporter activity; ATP binding; ATP hydrolysis activity
Source: RefSeq, a predicted model, not a curated record
CGCGGCUUCUAUUUGCGGUUAGCCUCACCUCGGCCGGAAACACGCCGCAAGCCGAUUUUCAAGAUACGUCCAUGUCCUCGAAGACACCUAUUCCGAAGCCUUCGUCAACUCGCCUUCUUCACGCGCAUCCUCGACAUUGAAAUGCGCCAUGGCGCCUCUUGUCGAUAAUCCCCUGAUCGCAUCCGCGACUCUUCACAAUCCUUUACCGCUCUACCUCCAUACCUAUGUCUGGCCUUUUGCGCUCAUCUGGCCCAUCUUCCUGCGAUACUACCUCUCGGAAGACCUAUACAAUAAGCAUAUUGGAGGUCAAGAAUGGACAUUCGUUUGGUGCGGAACAAUCAUCACGGCGCAAAGUCUGGUCUGGCUGAGCACCAACUGGAAUGUUAACCUGAAGGCUCUCUUUACCUCGACUACGGCAACCAAAGUCGAGGAUGCCAAGCUGAUCAAGGUUCUUCCGGUUGCAAAUGCUGGGUCUGCGGAGAUCUGCAAGAUUGAUAGGGACACCGCUGGUGGCAAGAAGAAUGUCUCCUUUCUCUUUCAGAAACGGCGUUUCCUCUACAAUCUAUCCACGAACUCCUUCGCUCCUCUGACCUACGCUAUCGACGCCAAUCCGAAGCCUCUGCUCCUCAACUUCCAGCGAUCGAGAGGUAUCACCACCGAAUCCGAGAUUUCUCGUAUUCAUCAGCAUUAUGGCGACAACACCUUCGAUAUCCCGGUGCCCACCUUUUUGGAACUGUUCAGGGAACACGCUGUGGCGCCUUUCUUCGUCUUCCAGAUUUUCUGCGUUGGAUUGUGGAUGUUGGAUGAAUACUGGUACUACUCGCUCUUUACCCUCUUCAUGUUGGUCGCCUUUGAGAGCACGGUUGUCUGGCAACGCCAAAGGACACUGAAUGAGUUCCGAGGAAUGAGCAUCAAGCCUUAUGAUAUAUGGGUUUACAGGAAGAACAAAUGGGAAGAGACUCAGAGUGACAAGCUUCUGCCUGGCGAUUUGGUAUCUGUCGGACGUACAAAGGAGGACAGUGGCGUUGCCUGCGAUAUGCUCCUGGUCGAAGGAAGUGCUAUUGUGAACGAGGCAAUGUUGUCGGGAGAAUCCACCCCGCUGUUGAAGGACUCGGUUCAACUAAGGCCAUCGGACGCCAGAAUCGAACCGGAAGGACUCGACAAGAACGCUUUUCUGUACGGUGGAACCAAGGUUCUACAAGUCACGCAUGGAAACUCCGAAGAAGCUAGACCUCAACUUGCCUCUGGUGUUCCACCUCCUCCCGAUGAUGGGGCCAUGGCUAUUGUUGUCAAGACUGGAUUUGAAACCUCCCAAGGAAGUUUGGUUCGAACUAUGAUUUACUCCACGGAACGUGUCUCAGCCAACAACGCCGAGGCUCUGUUGUUCAUUCUCUUCUUGUUGAUCUUUGCGAUUGCAGCCUCCUGGUAUGUUUGGGACGAAGGUGUCAAGAAGGACAGGAAGCGAUCGAAGCUUCUCCUGGACUGUGUCUUGAUUGUUACCAGUGUCGUACCUCCGGAACUUCCCAUGGAACUCAGCUUGGCUGUCAACACCAGUCUUGCUGCUCUCAGCCGCUACGCUAUCUAUUGUACGGAACCUUUCCGCAUUCCUUUUGCUGGACGAGUCGAUGUCGCUUGUUUCGACAAGACUGGAACCUUAACCGGAGAGGACUUGGUUGUGGAGGGAAUUGCAGGUCUCGGCUUGGAUCACACAGGAACUGAUACCCCUCGCGAGAAGGAUGGUGCUCACAGCCACAUCACCCCUGUUUUGGAAGCUGGAUUACAGACAACCCUCGUCCUUGCCACGGCACACGCUUUGGUCAAACUUGACGAGGGAGAUAUUGUCGGUGAUCCUAUGGAGAAGGCCACUUUGAGCUCUCUUGGCUGGACUCUCGGCAAGAAUGAUAUUCUCAGCAGCAAGACCAUGUUCGCAGCCAAAGGUGCAUCUCAUAGUACUGCCUCAAACACAGUUCAAAUCAAGCGACGUUUCCAGUUCUCAUCUGCAUUGAAACGUCAAAGCUCUGUAGCAACGAUCAUGGAGCAUCACCCAGAAACUGGCAAGAAGAUCAAGAGCACUUUUGUUGGUGUUAAAGGAGCUCCCGAGACCAUCAUGAAGAUGCUGGUCAAGGUUCCAACUGAUUACGAGGAGACUUUCAAGUACUUCACUAGAAAGGGAUCCCGUGUUCUCGCUCUGGCUUACAAGCGACUGACUACCGACACCGAGCUUGGCUCUGGCAAGAUCAACGAGCUGAAGCGUGAGAAUGUGGAGGCUGACUUACACUUUGCUGGCUUUUUGGUUUUGCACUGCCCUUUAAAGGAUGAUGCCAAGAAAUCUGUCCAGAUGCUCAACGAAAGCAGUCACCGUGUUGUCAUGAUCACGGGUGACAACCCGCUCACUGCCGUCCACGUCGCUCACGAGGUUGAGAUCGUCGACAGAGAUGUCCUUAUCCUGGACGCCCCUGAACACGACGACUCUGGGGAGAAUCUGGUCUGGAGAAGUGUUGACGAUUCCAUCAGCAUCCCUGUUGACCCCACUAAGCCUCUUGACCCGAAAAUCAUUGGAAACAACGAUCUUUGCGUUACUGGAUACGCUCUUGCGAAGUUCAAGGGUCAAGUUGCUCUCUCAUCAAUCUAUCGCUAUACUUGGGUGUAUGCUCGAGUUUCACCGAAGCAGAAGGAAGAGAUUCUGAUGGGCCUCAAAGAUCUUGGGUACUAUACUCUCAUGGCUGGUGAUGGCACCAACGAUGUCGGUGCUCUCAAGCAGGCGCAUAUUGGUGUGGCGCUGCUGAACGGAUCUCAAGAUGACCUCAACAGGAUUGCUGAGCAUUUCAGAAACACGAAGAUGAAGGAACUUUAUGAAAAGCAGUGUCAAAUGAUGGCCCGCUUCAAUCAACCCCAUCCCCCAGUCCCAGUUCUCAUCGCUCACUUAUAUCCUCCUGGACCCACGAACCCACACUACGAGACAGCAAUGAAGCGAGAGGUCGAGAAGAAGGGAACUGCCGUUGCUCUCAACGAAACUGCUUUGGCUGAUAAAACCAACACCAUCGAGACUGUGACGUCACCAGCAGCUCAAGCCCUCCUCGAUGCCAAACAGCCGAAAAUGAACGACGCUCAAAAGAAGGCUAGCAGCCUGGCUGACAAGUUUACUCAAAGCAUGAUGGAGAUGGAGCAGGAGGACGAGCCACCCACUAUCAAGCUUGGCGAUGCUUCAGUUGCUGCUCCUUUCACUAGCAAACUAGCCAACGUCAUCGCCAUUCCCAACAUCAUUCGACAAGGCCGCUGCACGCUCGUUGCAACGAUUCAGAUGUACAAGAUUCUCGCUCUCAACUGUCUCAUCAGCGCCUACAGUCUUAGUGUGUUGUACCUGGAGGGCAUCAAAUUCAGCGACGGUCAAGUCACAAUCAGUGGAAUGCUCAUGAGCGUCUGCUUCCUGUCCAUCUCCAGAGCCAAGUCCGUCGAGGGUUUGUCGAAGGAACGUCCUCAACCUAACAUAUUCAACUUUUACAUCAUUGGAUCUAUUUUGGGCCAGUUCGCCGUCCAUAUCGUGACUCUGAUCUAUGUCGCCCGUUAUUGCGACAAGCUUGCUCCACGUGAUCAAAACAUUGAUCUCGAAGGCGAAUUUUCGGAAUCCUUGUUGAACAGCGCCGUGUAUCUUCUCCAGCUUAUCCAGCAGAUCUCCACGUUCGCCAUCAACUACCAAGGCCGUCCCUUCCGCGAAGCACUCUCCGAAAACCGCGGUAUGUACUGGGGCAUCAUCGGCGUCUCCGCCAUCGCUUUCUCCUGCUCCACGGAAUUUAUCCCCGAGAUCAACGAGAAGAUGCGCUUGGUGCCCUUUACGUCGGACUUCAAGACCACUCUCACCACAACCAUGAUCCUCGACUACGUCGGAUGCUGGGUUAUUGAGAAGGGGUUGAAGGCCGCAUUUAGCGAUUAUAAGCCUAAGGAUAUCGCGAUCCGCAGACCGGAUCAGCUGGAGAGGGAGAAGAAGAGGGCUGAGGAGGCGAUUCAGGAGAAGAUGAGGCUCGAGGAGGAGGCAGAGCAGAAGAAGAUUGAGGCAAUUGAGCGCGCGCUGGCGGAGAAGGGGAUCAAUCCAGGCACGAGGAUUGUGCGGAAGUAGGAGUGUAUAGUGAGUGAUAGACUGUAGUUUAUAGAAUUUUCUCGCAUUAUUGGUCGAAUCCACUUCUACUGGAUGUUUGGCUGCACAUCUUCUCUCCCCUUCUCUCACAAUCUUGUACAUUGAGAUGCCCCUCGGACGGCCGGGAGCAUAUCUUUAUUGUUUUUAUAUUUGUGGAACCGAAGCAAAUCCUGCAUAGAAGGGUUUUUGCAAUCCGUCUAAUAUUCCAUGCGUCUCUGGAUAAUUGAAACCUCG